This is a messenger RNA of Camelina sativa (false flax), 825 nucleotides long. Its product is annotated as germin-like protein subfamily T member 1. Gene Ontology annotation, molecular function: manganese ion binding. NCBI's taxonomy places the organism in Eukaryota, Viridiplantae, Streptophyta, Magnoliopsida, Brassicales, Brassicaceae. The record is from RefSeq and is a predicted model, not a curated record.
UUUCAUCAUUCUCAUCAAUAGCUAUGAUGACUACUCUCCAAAUCUCUUCUUCUUCUCUUUUCAUAUCUUUCCUUCUAACUCUUAGUCUCUUUGUAAUCCCAUCUCUCUCAUCUGAUUCUGAUCCUUUGCAAGACUUUUGCGUUGGCGAUCUCAAAGCGUCUCCCUCCAUCAAUGGCUUCCCUUGCAAGUCAGCCGUCUCUGCUUCUGACUUCUUCUACUCCGGCUUAGGUGGUCCCUUAGACACCUCGAACCCUAACGGCGCAAAUGUUGCUCCCGCCAACGUCCUUACCUUUCCAGGUCUAAACACUUUAGGAAUCUCGAUGAACAACGUUGAACUAGCUCCAGGCGGCGUGAACUCGCCUCACUUGCACCCGCGUGCAACCGAAGUAGGAACUGUGAUAGAAGGCUCGGUCUUUGUAGGGUUCUUGACUACGAACAACACUCUUUUCUCAAAGGUUUUGAAUGCGGGAGAGGCGUUUGUUAUCCCUAGAGGAUUGGUUCAUUUCCAAUGGAACGUUGGCCAAGUGAAAGCACGUUUGAUAACCGCUUUUAACAGCCAGCUCCCAGGAGCAGUUAUUUUGCCUAAUACUCUGUUUGGUUCUAACCCUGAGAUUCCAAACGCAGUGUUGACCAGAGCGUUUAGGACUGAUGAUACAACUGUGCACAAUCUCAAGUCCAAGUUUGCUGGUUGAAUCUUUUAAUCUAUGUUUUCUGAAACGAUAUUUUGCAAUAACGCUUUGUAGCAACUAUCGUAUACACUGUCUGUAAUAAUAUACUCGGUAUGAAAAUUGGAAACUAAAUAAUAAUAAUCAAGAUUGAUCUCUU